Molecule: messenger RNA, 510 nt
Organism: Alternaria ethzedia
Lineage: Eukaryota; Fungi; Ascomycota; Dothideomycetes; Pleosporales; Pleosporaceae
Exons: 3
Coding region: 1-510 (169 amino acids)
Source: RefSeq, a predicted model, not a curated record
AUGGGUAUUCCAAAGGCCUAUUACCAGUUCGGUUCAUCGACGAUGGUAGACCAAACCUUCGAUCAAAGCAUGAACUUCUGGGGAAAUAUGCAAAUGCACAUGGGCAUCAUCGCCGCCUCCGUACCUUGCCUCAAGCCACUCUUCAAGAAGAGCUCGAACUCCACCAGUAACAACAACAACCAGUACGAUGACAUCGAACGUGCCCAAACGUACGGCAGUGGAAGGCCAAGCAAGCGUCGCAGGACCUUCUUGACAACGAAUGGAACACUGAAUGGCAACGAGAAUUUCGAAUUGACAUCCAGGACUAGCGUACGAGAGAGUGUGUUGGGGAACUUCUCGACUUCUGGUCAGGGCAAGAAGAACGCUGUCUACAGUGUCACUGAGGAGCGAGUUGGAAGCGAGGACAACAUCCUCGACGACAAAGAGGAUCUAAAGGGCAUCAUGCGCACAAGAGAAGUGACUGUCCAACACGCAGAGAAGGCAGACCAGAAGUGGCCAUUGGGGCAAUGA